Messenger RNA from Amoebophrya sp. A25, 2227 nucleotides. NCBI's taxonomy places the organism in Eukaryota, Dinophyceae, Syndiniales, Amoebophryaceae. The record is from the annotation of a GenBank genome assembly.
AUGAAUUUAUCUGCGACGACAUUAUUGCGAGUUUUAGUUCGAGAAUCCGGUUUCGCUGAAAAUGGGAGACUAGAGCUAGACGAAACCAUUCAUAAGGAAUGCAUUCGACCUUUGUUCGAGUGUCCAUUCUUCCAGCAGUCAGCACAUAGCGAGAACCUCGCGUCGCAGCUGGCCUUGCACGCCAAAUACUCCUUGGAGUUCCUGUUUAAUGAAGGUAAUUUUUUUUGAAUUUUGCUAUAGUAGCUGCACCCGCGUACGUAACCACAUGAUCUCCAAAGAACCAGAAGCGAUAGUGCGUUAUUGUGACAUCGAAGCCGAUCAUUCUUAUUCUCACUACUUUCAGACGCCUCCCUACAACAUAUUGUAAAAUAAAAAGGUUUAAUCGAUGCUAGCGGACAGCCAAUCGGCUUGGCGGGCUUAGUAGCGUUCUCCUUCGAAGCGGAGCCAGCAAACAUGGUCCUCAACCGUCUGCUAAGAUCCGGCGCACUCCAUGCUUACCUCAAAAAAGCCAAGAAGAGUGAGGUUAAAGACCAGCGAAGCACCUGGGCCACAACGCAAUUACUUGGUGUACUUGGGCACUUCUUCUUUGCCAAGCGGAAGAUGAGUGGUGUGCGUCCUCGCAUCACCCGACGUAAGCACUUGCCCUCGAAGCUGAGUCCAGCCUUACCGCCAUUGCCGGAGAACAUCAAAGCGGAAGUCGAACGUUACAACCACGACGUGGAGAAGACAUACAUGAACUACAUCUGGUCGACGUGCGCUUCUAAGAAGUACCUAGACGCCGGCGCCGGCAAGCCAAGCGACUACAGAUUACCGUUAACGCAAGUCAAAUGUCUGGAAAACCCGAGGGCAGAGUUUCAGAAGGUACUAUAAUUACAUUCGUCCUAGUACCAUUUUCUAUUUCCUGGAGACAAUCAUUAUGACUAUGAACAUCAUCUCUCUUCAAACAAGCUGAAACAUAACUCCAGGACACAACUUAUAUUAUAAUACACCAACAAUACUUAACUCUUCACAGGGAUUGAUGAAUCCAACUGGUGCUUUUGGUAAGUUUCUGAGCGGCACUCGGUCAAAGCUCAAGGCUCGUAGUAUGUUUAGCGGCAUGUUGGGUCUAUCGGACCAUUUUAAAGGACAUCGCGAUGCAGUGAUGAAUGUGCGAACUAGCGUCGCCAAGGUGGACAUGAACUCGAUUCCGGUUAUAGACGUCGAUGAACCGAGGAACUCGUACUUGUUGGAUUUCCUAGCACACGGACAACUGAAACUUCUCACCGGAGAUAACGGUCUCAGUCAAACGGAGGCCUUUGCGAGCUUGGCGGCCUUCCUGAACAGUAUCAAGAUGAUCGAGUCAGCUUUGCAGCAGAUCGUGCCAGAGCAGAAAGCGAAAGACAGUAAGAAAAAUGGUGACAUCGUGCUGUCGACGCUGUGCGAUCUCAUUGCCGAACUGAGUGCGGCACUCAAGAGGGUGUAAAUUCGAAAUGUAGUCGUGCUGUCGAGGGUGGCAUGCAGCUGGAGAGAGGUGCUCUGGAUGCUGUCGAAGGUGGGUGUCUACUGUGGAUGGUGUGGAUGGUUUGGUAGUGGAGAAGUGUGCCAAAUACACGUGAUUGAGCUGUGGUUUCUUGGGGGAUGGUAAGGCGAACACGUGGUGGAUAUGCCAGCAGGGGAAUGAGUCAUGCAUUCUUGUUCUGAUCUUUUCUGUUCAAGUAAAGCUGAUCUUCGGGCAUAUAACUCCCUGUGAUGUGUCAUAAAGUCGAAUUCACAUCGGAUUGAAUGAAUACUUGCUUUAGAAUAAGUGCUUGGUCGACAUGUUAUGAAAGACCCUCAUUCAGCCUUCUUGGCAGAACAUGCAGCAUGGGUUGUCAGAACCAGUUUUUGCAUCACAAACACGCAGCUAGUUUAUAGAAAUAUAAGCUACAUCACAUGUUGAAUACUCAUUCGUUAUUGUCACGGCACGGAUGUAUAUCAUUUGCAUGAUCUAGUUGCAUACCACGUCUUCUACACCGUUCACCGGGGUCGACGACAUCAUUCAACACUGCGGACAUGUUCGUAGCCCUCAUGUGAGAGAUGCAUGAUGGUUCUGAAGAUCAACAAACUACUCCCAUACUAGAGUUGUGAUGCAUGAAAAACGACCUCCUAUUCACUUUUAAGGACUUUAUUUCAACACAUACUUUCUUAUGAGAAAAACAUCGUGCUUACCCUAGACAGCUUGGCAAAAAAAUUUGUCCGGAAAACAGAC